AUGGCAUCUGAGCACAACAAAGCCAGUGGAGGUGAAAGCAAGGAUGAUGGAAGAGUGAGAGCUUCAGUAUUGCACGGGGUUAAGGAAUUGAAAAUAGAACACCGGUCUCUGGGCCUACCAGCUCCAUCAGAGGUUCAAGUUGCGGUCCAAGCUACUGGUCUUUGCGGCUCAGACCUCCAUUACUUCAAUCACUAUCGCAAUGGAGAUAUAAUAGUCCGAGAGCCUUUGACGCUAGGUCAUGAAUCUUCUGGUGUGGUGACUGAAGUUGGCUCGGCAGUGAAUGGCCUUAAAAUCGGAGAUAGAGUUGCUCUUGAAGUUGGCUUACCAUGCGGCAAGUGUGAGCUCUGCAACGGAGGCAGGUACAAUAUAUGCAAAGAAAUGAAAUUCAGAAGUUCUGCAAAGGCCUACCCACAUUUUCAAGGCACGUUACAAGAGAGGAUAAAUCAUCCAGCAUCGUUUUGCUACAAGUUACCUUCGAACGUGUCUUUGGAAUUGGGAGCAAUCCUAGAACCACUUGGAGUCGCGAUGCAUGGAUCUAGGCGUGCAGCUCUGAAACCUAAAAGCACAGUCCUGAUUUUUGGUGCCGGUGCUGUUGGUCUUCUUUGCGCAGCGAUGAGCAAAGUUUCAGGUGCCAAGCAAGUCAUUAUUGCAGAUAUCCAAAGCGACAGAGUGGAUUUUGCCGUCGAGAAUAAAUUUGCAGAUGCGAAAAUUGUUGUUCCAAUGAAGAGACCCCAGACUAUCGAUGAGAAGUUGGCCUUUGCGAAGGAGGUUGCUGAGCUUGUCAAGGGAGCAUCGGGUAUAGGAGAGGUGGAUGCAGUUUUUGAAUGCACUGGCGUCGAAUCAUGCAUGCAAGCUGCUAUCUAUUCGACACGACCCGGAGGACGAAUAAUGCUUAUUGGGAUGGGUAGUCCUAUCCAAACUCUACCAAUUUCAGCAGCAGCACUUCGAGAAGUGGAUUUGGUAGGCGUUUUCAGAUACGCAAACACCUAUGCAGAAGCCAUCGAGCUGGUUUCAAGUGGCAAUCCUUUGCUUCCGGACCUCUCGAAACUGAUUACACAGCGAUUCGAGGGCUUUGGUGCCAUUCCUGAAGCUUUCGCUAUGGCCGGAAGAGUCAAAGAUGAUGAAGGGAAGCUGGUAUUGAAAGUGGUUGUGGACACAGGGAAACUUUGA
Molecule: messenger RNA, 1170 nt
Organism: Lachnellula hyalina
Lineage: Eukaryota; Fungi; Ascomycota; Leotiomycetes; Helotiales; Lachnaceae
Gene: SDH
Product: Sorbitol dehydrogenase
Exons: 4
Coding region: 1-1170 (389 amino acids)
Biological process (GO): D-sorbitol catabolic process
Molecular function (GO): L-iditol 2-dehydrogenase (NAD+) activity; zinc ion binding
Source: RefSeq, a predicted model, not a curated record